This is a messenger RNA of Gekko japonicus, 2210 nucleotides long. It is a transcript of the gene TRPC1, whose product is annotated as transient receptor potential cation channel, subfamily C, member 1. Lineage: Eukaryota; Metazoa; Chordata; Lepidosauria; Squamata; Gekkonidae. The transcript has 12 exons. Gene Ontology annotation, molecular function: protein binding; store-operated calcium channel activity; inositol 1,4,5 trisphosphate binding. The annotation marks the transcript as partial. Gene Ontology annotation, biological process: calcium ion transmembrane transport; manganese ion transport; regulation of cytosolic calcium ion concentration. Gene Ontology annotation, cellular component: membrane; cation channel complex. The record is from RefSeq and is a predicted model, not a curated record.
GUGAUUACUACAUGGUGAAGAAACUCUUGGAAGAGAAUAGCUCUGGUGAAAUGAACAUUAAUUGUGUGGAUGUACUUGGGAGAAAUGCUGUUACCAUAACCAUUGAAAAUGAGAAUCUAGACAUACUACAAUUACUUCUGGAUUAUGGGUGCCAGUCCACAGAUGCACUCCUGGUGGCCAUUGACUCAGAAGUUGUGGGAGCUGUGGACAUACUACUCAAUCAUCGACCAAAACGAUCUUCUAGACCAACAAUUGUUAAAUUAAUGGAACGUAUUCAGAAUCCAGAAUAUUCAACAACCAUGGAUGUGGCCCCUGUCAUUUUAGCUGCUCACCGUAACAACUACGAAAUCCUUACUAUGCUGUUAAAGCAAGAUGUAUCUUUACCCAAACCCCAUGCUGUGGGCUGUGAAUGCACAUUAUGUACAGCCAAGAAUAAAAAAGAUAGUCUACGACAUUCCAGAUUUCGUCUUGAUAUAUAUCGGUGUUUGGCCAGUCCUGCCUUAAUAAUGUUGACUGAGGAGGAUCCAAUUUUACGAGCCUUUGAGCUUAGUGCAGACUUAAAAGAACUUAGCCUUGUAGAAGUUGAAUUCAGAAAUGAUUAUGAAGAACUAGCCCAGCAGUGUAAAACCUUUGCUAAAGACUUGCUUGCCCAGGCACGGAAUUCACGGGAACUUGAAGUCAUAUUAAACCGUACAGCAAGUGAUGAGCCUGUGGAUAAACGGGGACUGUUAGAAGAAAGAAUGAAUCUGAGUCGCCUAAAACUUGCUAUUAAGUAUAAUCAGAAAGAGUUUGUUUCUCAAUCCAAUUGCCAGCAAUUUCUCAACACUGUCUGGUUUGGACAAAUGGCUGGUUAUCGCCGCAAACACACCUUUAAGAAGAUUUUUACAGUCUUGACAGUUGGACUCUUUUGGCCAGUGCUGUCUUUUUGUUAUUUACUGGCCCCAAAAUCUCGAAUAGGGCGAAUAAUUCACACUCCAUUUAUGAAAUUUAUUAUACAUGGAGCUUCAUACUUCACAUUUUUGCUGUUACUUAACUUGUACUCAGUCGUCUAUAAUGAAGAUAAAAAAAACACAAUGGGUCCAGCAUUGGAGAGAAUAGACUUUCUUCUAAUUUUGUGGCUUAUUGGAAUGGUGUGGUCAGAUGUUAAAAGACUUUGGUAUGAAGGCUUAGAAGACUUCCUAGACGAAUCACGAAAUCAACUUAGUUUUGUCAUGAAUUCUCUCUAUUUAGCAACUUUUGCUCUCAAAAUAGUUGCCCAUAACAAGUUCCAUGAUUUUGCUGAGAGGAAGGAUUGGGAUGCCUUCCAUCCCACACUGGUAGCAGAAGGUCUGUUUGCUUUUGCUAAUGUUCUCAGUUAUCUUCGACUUUUCUUCAUGUAUACCACGAGCUCUGUCCUAGGGCCACUUCAGAUUUCAAUGGGGCAGAUGUUGCAAGACUUUGGAAAAUUUCUUGGAAUGUUUCUUCUUGUAUUGUUCUCAUUCACUAUUGGAUUGACCCAACUCUAUGACAAAGGAUUCACUGUGGAUGAAGAGAAGGACUGUGCUGGGAUCUUUUGUGAACAGCAAAGCAAUGACACAUUCCACUCGUUUAUUGGCACCUGUUUUGCCCUGUUCUGGUAUAUAUUCUCCCUUGCACAUGUAGCAGUAUUUGUUACCAGAUUUAGUUAUGGUGAAGAACUGCAGUCUUUUGUGGGUGCUGUUAUUGUUGGCACAUAUAAUGUAGUAGUGGUGAUUGUCCUCACCAAGCUCUUAGUGGCGAUGCUUCAUAAAAGCUUUCAGCUGAUAGCAAACCACGAGGACAAAGAAUGGAAGUUUGCUCGUGCCAAGCUCUGGCUUAGCUACUUUGAUGACAAAUGUACAUUGCCUCCACCUUUCAAUAUCAUUCCUUCUCCCAAGACUAUUUGCUAUCUGUUUAACAGCCUCAGUAAAUGGAUUUGUUCUCAUACAUCAUCUGGCAAAGUCAAGCGGCAGAAUAGCUUAAAGGAGUGGAAAAAUCUGAAGCAAAAGAGAGAUGAGAAUUACCAAAAAGUGAUGUGUUGCUUAGUUCAUCGUUACUUGACUUCCAUGAGACAGAGAAUGCAAAGUACAGAUCAGGCAACUGUAGAAAACCUCAAUGAACUACGACAAGACUUAUCAAAAUUCCGAAAUGAAAUGAGAGACCUGCUUGGCUUCCGGACUUCUAAAUAUGCCAUAUUUUAUCAAAGAAAUUAA